GAGAUUUCACUCCUCACUCAGUUGUUUGUGCGGUUUCGUGUGUAGUAAGAUGUUGGAGCAGCCGGAGCUGAGAUCAGGACGGCAUCGCUCUGUGUGAGAGAAAGCAACUCAACAAAGUGACUGUUUUAGAUGACCGAGAGUGCUCGGUGAAAGACUACCGGCUACCCCAGGUCAUGGUGGGAUUCUUCGCGGGAUGAGAGCCACCAGGGGCCGCGCGCACUGGGGACAUCCAGGGCGCCGGUAGUGCGCACCCACUGGGGGCAGCGGUGGGUGGCAAGCAGGCGGACGGACGGGCUCACGGUGGGGUCGGCCCCCCUCCGGAUGACAAAGCGGGUGACCCGACCGAUGAAUAACUCGGGAGGAGCUCUCGCCCGAGAUCCAAGAUGAUCGCGGCGUUUUUCCCCCUGAAGAAACUGAGGCGCAAUGGCAAAUAUCUCCUGUUCGGGGCGAUUCUGCUGGUCGGAGCUGUGGCCGUCUAUCAUGAGAUGGUCGCUGCAAAAGCAUGGAGCAGUGAAACCAGUAUGAAUCCCUACGCUGACAGCAGCAGCUGGAGGAGAGCCAUGUUUGACGAGAGGGUCAGGAGAGACCAGCAGCCACACUCCAUGGAGGAUUCAGCCGCUUGGAGAUCAAGCUACACUCCACAAACCUGGAAACCAGAGUAUAAGGGACAGGCCAAUCUGCACGUCUUUGAGGACUGGUGUGGCAGUUCUACAGCUGACCUCAGCAAGAACCUGCACUACCCGCUGUAUCCUCAUUCCAGGACUACAGUGUCAAAGCUGGCCGUCUCCCCUCAGUGGACAAACUAUGGGCUCAGGAUAUUCGGUUAUCUACAUCCAUACAGCGAUGGAGAGUUUGUGUUUGCUGUAAGCUCUGAUGACAACUCGGAAUUGUGGCUCAGCUCAGAUGAGUCUCCCCUUAACUUGCAGUUACUGGCAUGGGUUGGAAAGACUGGCACAGAAUGGACAGCCCCGGGCGAGUUUGACAAGUAUGCCAGUCAGACCUCCAAACCAGUUAGGCUGUCUGCUCAGAAGAGGUACUUUUUUGAGGUUAUCCACAAGCAGAACGACAAAGGAACUGACCAUGUGGAGGUGGCAUGGCGGCUCCAGGAUCGAGGCAGGUUCAGGGUUAUUGAAUCCAGUCACAUCUCCCUCUAUGUUAAUGAGUCUGCCUUGUUAAUGAGUGACGUAGCCCACAUACCACAGACGGCUGCGAGCCACCAGCACACACCCACAAGGCAGCAGAGUGCCGCAGCAGACAUGUUGAGGGAGGACCCACGAGACACUCUCUACCACGUGCCUUUGAUAAACAGCAAGUUCCUACAUGGUGUUCUGCCUGACUGCUCGUACAAACCCAGCUACAUUAUAAAAGACUUUCCGCUUGUCCGCUACCAAGGACUGCAGUUUGUCCACAUGUCCUACAUCUACCCCAACGACUACACUCGCCUCACACACAUGGAGACUGAGAACAGCUGCUUCUACCCUGAAAACCCUUACUACAUGAAGAUGUUCGGUGUCUCUAGAUAUAUGAGAUUAGACCGUCCUGAUACGUGGGAGACAGAAAACAUAGGCAGAGGUUUUGGUUUCCAGAGGAGGAAAUCAGUGCAAGAGGGGGACGAGUAUGACAAUGAAGCCUAUCGAAGAGAAAAGGCAGUCAGGCAAGACCGGGUGAAUAACGGCCUUUUUCCAGACUAUGGUGACGAUUAUGACGAUUAUAUUCAGAGACGCAGGCGCAAACUCUUCUCCUUAGUCAUGCAAGAAACUAACAACACGCGGAAGAACAUAUCGGAAACAAGACUGCACAUAGAUGAGUUGCAGAGGAGGCAGGGGAAAGACGGUGUCUUAAAGCGAAAGCCACAGAAACCAGCUGAGAGUCUGCAGUCAACACAAACCCCAAAAUAUCACCUGCAACAGAACAGGACGGAAGUAAGGCUUGAGGGCCAGGUUAUAAAAGCAGGACAGGUGAAACCAAUGAAAGCAAAAGGAAAGUCAAAAUCAAAAAAGAGAAAAAAGCUCAAAUCGGUACAGACCGCUGUGAGACCAGGACAGACAACCCCAGUGAUACCAGUGGACAGAGAGCAGUUUAAAGCACUGGAACAACCAGCGGUCGUGCCAGAGCAGCUCAAUUCUAAACAGCAUAACAUCCAGGUGUCCCGUAAAAUGAAUAAUACCCAAAUCAAGAGACUUAAGGACUCAAAGAUUCAACCCUUAGAGAGGGUCACUCCUCUGCUUGAAAAGCCCGCAGAGGCCCCGCAGCGAAGGGUUGGAAUCAGAGACAUGGAGCUCCAUCCAGGCGUCCUGGAGCGCCCUGCAAUAAAGCUUAAUCAGCGGGACACAGUUACCAGAAAACGCCUCAGGGAUAAAGACACAGAGAUGAAAAUGCCUCUGCAAGAUCUGGAAAAUAGCAUCCACAGAGUAAGGAUGAUCACCAAAGGCAAAAUACACAAAAGGCAGUGGGACAUGGGAGAGGAGAACCAAGCAGGGGAGGAAGAUGAAGUUCGCAACAGGGCUGUGAGGCAGAGAGACACCUGGGAGGGUGAGAGAGACAAUCUGUGGGGACCAGGGGACGACUUUGAAGGUGCGGAUGAUGAGGACCUUACCCCCCCACCAGUGUUUGACACUGAGGUCAACUGGAGCCAGACCUUCCAGGUGAGCCAGCUGGACAUUCAGGCAAUGCGAUCAGAUUCCAUCGACCUGCACUGCAACAUCUCAGGCAACCUGCUCCUCAGCUCCAGUGACACUCUGCCCACGGUCAGGGCUUUCAUGGACCAACUCAAUGAAAAGCACCACGGGCGGUUCACGUUGGUGCGCGUGGUUAACGUGGUGAAGCGCGUGGACGGGGUCAAGGGCAGCCGCUACCUUCUGGAGCUGGAGCUGAAAGAUGUUGACGGCCAGCUGCUGCGGCUGUCGCACUACAUCUACACUCUGAUUCGCUACAGCAGGCAGCGCAGCAUGGACUUCAAUUUCCAACACCAGAAACCUCAGCUGGUGAUGUGUAACCCGGUGGGCUUCCGCUGGAAUCCUGUCGCCACCGUCCACUUCAUAGUACCUGUGAAAAACCAGGCUCGAUGGGUGCAGCAGCUGAUCACAGAUAUGGAACAACUCUUCCGAGCAACCAGAGACGCCAACUUCAAUCUCAUCAUCGCUGACUACAACAGCACUGACAUGGAUGUGAGGAAGGCUCUAAAGAAGUCCUCGCUCCCCAGGUACCAGUAUGUGAAGCUGAGCGGAAACUUUGAGCGCUCUGCUGGUCUGCAGGCGGGCAUCAACCUCAUAAAUGAUGACCACAGCAUUGUGUUUCUUUGUGACCUCCACAUCCACUUCCCUCCCUCCAUCAUCGACACCAUCAGGAAGCACUGUGUAGAGGGAUACAUGGCUUUCGCUCCAAUAGUGCUGAGACUGGACUGCGGGGCUACGCCAUUGGAUGCCAGAGGUUACUGGGAGGUCAAUGGCUUUGGCCUGCUGGGGAUCUAUAAGUCAGAUCUGGACGCAGUGGGAGGAAUGAACACCAAGGAAUUCAAAGACCGCUGGGGAGGAGAAGACUGGGAGCUCCUGGACAGGAUCCUCCAGGCAGGACUGGAAGUGGAGAGGAUCUACUUACGAAACUUCUUCCACCACUAUCACUCCAAGCGUGGCAUGUGGAACCGGCAGGUGUUGCCCAGCCACAGAUGACCUUGUGGGCCUGCCUGCUGCACCAUGACCACAGUCGCCACGGUUACAACCACGGCAACCAGAGCACUUUAAGGCCGUAGCACGAUUCCUGCUACAUAACCGUAAUAGCUGCUGACCGACAGAGAGGUUGACACAGGAUUGGAUGCUGUCUCUGUUCACGUCAGCUCUGUGAAAAAAGCAACUCAGUGUCAGCCGUGAGGGUCGUUGCUAAGGAGGUACUACUGAUCUGCUCAGAGUUUAUUUCACUGGAUGUACUCAUGACUACUGAGAGGGUACUGGCGGAUGAGUGCCAUUGACUGUGUGAUAUUUGAAAUGAAGAUACAGCUGUGCACCAUGUCGCUGACUAACACUUUCACAAUCUGCACUACUGGCUGCAAGGAACUGACCUGAUCCAAAGAUAAAACAUAAAUACAGUGACUGUGCACACUCCGAGGAUCUAGACACACAAGUGUCCACUGAUAUCAUAACGAUCAGAAGUCUUGCACACGAGUCUUAACUGAAAACGCAAAUUGUUUAUCUGUUUGUGACAAAGAUAUAUAUGUGUUUGACUGCAGAUUGUGUCUAUGCUAAACACAGCCUUAUUUGUCAUGGUAAAUUAUAGAAAACUUUAUAUUUAUUUUAUCAAUAUUUGUAGGAUUUCAUUUGUCGGUUUUUUCAUUUGAGUCUGGUGUGUCUAGAAAGCGAUAACAUUUCAGAAAAGUGUACCUCAGUUUACCUGUCAAGUGGCCUCCAAGUUUUCUAUGUUUCCUUACAGUUUUUUUCUGAUUGAUUCGGCACUAUCUUUUAAACUAAGCCUAAUUUUGCAAAACUCCACACACUAACCUCAAAACCUUUCACGAAAGCUGCAAAACAUUAUACAGCUCUUGCAAAAGCAAACAAUUCCUGCAAAACUCCUCAAGCUCUCAUUUGAAUAACCACAUGAAGCAGCAACUAAACACUGAUAGUAAGAGCGAAAAACACUUGUGGCUUUUGCUUUUCCUGUGUGACAGGCAGAGCAGUCUUAUCAUGCAUGUAGUUAACACACAUACACACAGAUGUCCAAAUGUUUGAUGUGUAUUCUGAGCACUGUCAGUACUAAUGGGGAAGAGAUUACAUUUUUUUUCUCUGAAAAUGUUCUUUUUGUUUUAUCUAAUGAUUCAAGAUCACAUGGUAUGGAGCACAAACAUAACACACAAUAAUAAGAGGACGAUGGCGACAUGGCGAAAGUACAAAUGUUUUUUAAACAAAGGACAGACAUUCUUCAAAAAAGUACCUAGGUUAAAAAUAACUUUUAGCUUAACUGACUGAAAUAACAAAAUUAAUUUAAACAUCAGUGAGCAGUUUAAAUAAUACUUUGGCAAAUACCUUUCUCUAUAAUUCAUUAAGCUUACUUUGUGACAAUCAGAAGAAACAUGCUACUCAUCUCCCCCUGACAAUUGUCAUCGCAGAGGUUGUAGAUCAUCUGGUUUCUAUCCAGCCCUUUAUAUCUUUUAGUGACUUCAACAAUUGUGAUGUUGCCCACUCUUAAAUGUACAAAUGCCCUGCCUUUACGUUGGGUUUAAUGUAACAGAUGUUUAAAUUGUAAUGAUGAUAAUAAUGAUAAUACAUUUUGUUUAUCGGCGCCUUUCAGAGCAUUCAAGGACAAAUUACGAGACACAGUUAAAAAACAACAAGCAGCAGUGUAUCCAUAGAUCAUAAAAUUAAACAAUUCUGUAAUAUACAAUAAAAGUUAAUAAAAAUGACAAAAUCACAAUUAUAAAUAUUAGGUAAAUAUUAGGUAUAAAAUCAUCAUCAUAAAAUCACUAUCAGUGCAGGUCACCAUAUGUGUGUCACCAUUAAAUCAGACCGAAUAUGCCAGCUUGAAACUACAUACAUACUACAUAAAUAUCACAUGAUGUCAUACGUCUGAGCUCAGUCUGCCCUUUUGCAUAAACACUCCUUUAACACAGUUGUUCGCAACUGGUGAGUCGCGGUCCAAAAGUGGGUCAUGGAUCCAUUUUGAAUGGACCACAAGUGACUCGCAAAUGUGUCAAGUUUGUAAAAAACACACUUUAUAUUUAAGUACAGUGAAUUUCUGUCGUUUCCUGCUGUAGAUUGAGUGAAUAAUGGACAACUACUUGACAGAGACAGCAAACUAGCUCAACAGCAUGGCCAAACACAAGUAUGAUGCUAAAUAUAUUAAACUGUGUGGACCUUGAACUAAUGACUAAGGAGAAACCUGUACCCCAUGGAUGGACCAGCUGGGAACCACUGCUCUAACACACUCUAAAAGAACAGACAAAAUUAGGCUAAAUCUCCCCUGCUUCGAGGGUCUAACCAUAAGACUGUAAAGCUCAAGCUCUGAUUUGUAAGAGAAGUCAUUAUCUGAGGGCUGCAACUACUAUUUUCAUUAGAAACUACUCUGCCUGUUAUUUUCACAGUAAAUCGAUUAAUUGUUUAGUCAGUAAAACUGUGAAUAAUGCUCAUCACAUUCUCCCAGAACCCAAAGUGACGUCUUCAAUUUGCUGCUUUUGUCCAACCAACGGUCCAAAAACCCAAAGCCUCUUUAUUUACAAUCAUACAUGGCAAUGAAAAGCAGCAAAGUCUCACUUUUAAGAUGCUGGAAUCUGAAUUUUUUUGCUCAAAACAUUACAGAAACAAUUAACUGAUUAUCAAAAUAGUUGCAGAUUACUUUUCUUUUCAUCAACUAAUUGAUAAAUCAUCUAAUAGCUGACCCCCAAAGCAGAGAACAUGCAUUCAGUUUGGCCCACUUGGUGAACGCUUUGGCUACGAGUGCUAAUAGUUUCAGAGAUAGUGCUUCAAGAAUCACCGAUAGUGUGAGAUCAUUCAGAAAAAAACUGUAAAUAUGAAAUGUGCCUUCUUUUGUGACUGUUAUUCAGGUACUGGGACCACACAACGCUGUUUUUACAACUGGACAAGCCUUGAACUGGAAAAAAUAAUUAUCAGAUUUCCGUGGCUGUGUUGUUUAGUAUGUCGGAGAAGGAUUGUAAGUUAUAUUUGGACAGGUGUGUUUGUGUUGCCCGAUGCAUCACAGACAUUUCUGGCGCAUGAAUCAUAAAUGAAAUAUCAGAAAACUGAAACAAUGCAUUAAUGUGACAUUUUCUGGCCGUUCUCCUUACAGUGACGCUUACCAAAGAUGUCAGUUUAAAGCUGGCUGACUGUAUUCCUCUGAAGAAAAGUUUUUUUUUAGAAAGAGCAGGAUUUGUUUAAUGACAUGAUGUCAGGUUCUUGGAAAUGUUGUCUGUGUGAGUGUAGCAUUAAGGGACAUUUUUACUGUAGUUUUAGUGUAAUUUAUGUCUGUGCAGACAGCUUCUGUUAUUUCAUUGAUCUACCUGCUGAAUUUAAUUGUUGUUUUUCAAAAGAUGAAUUGUUUAGAUGACUCUCAAAAUCAAUGUUUUUGGGCUCAGUCUAUGAAGUUUCCGUUCUAACGUUGGGAUUAUUGUUUUCACUGUCAACAGAUAGGAAAUACAGUGGAUAAGAAAUGAUCUUGUUUAUUUAUCAGAUUGUUUUUAUUGUUAUUUAAGACAAAACUAAUGGCAGCAUUUUUUUCUGAUUGCUCACAUUCCAUUUUAACAAACUUGUGCCUUUCUUAUUCUUCUGAAUUUGAUACACGUUGAACUGCUUCACUUGUUUUUUUAGGACAGUGUGAAAUCACAACACUUUCUGGUCUGAUGCCAGCCUUUGCUGGUGGUUUUGGUUUGUAACGCUGUCAAGAAUCAAAGCACUGAAGCUUUUGAAAUGUGGUUUCUAGUUUGGUCAGGGUGUUUGAUGCUUUCCUCUUUUACUACUCCUUCAUCUCUUACUUUGAUGUCUUUAGAUAUACCUCAUGUGCUGGGACUUAACCUCUGCCUUACUGUACAGUUCUGUACGAGUCUCUUCUCUCAGGGACAUGUUUUCUUUAUCACCUUUUUACACUGCCUUGACAAAUCUGAGGAAUAAACCUCUCUUGCCUUUCUUUUCAUGA
Molecule: messenger RNA, 7611 nt
Organism: Epinephelus moara (kelp grouper)
Lineage: Eukaryota; Metazoa; Chordata; Actinopteri; Perciformes; Serranidae
Gene: b4galnt3b
Product: beta-1,4-N-acetyl-galactosaminyl transferase 3b
Exons: 20
Coding region: 384-3668 (1094 amino acids)
Cellular component (GO): Golgi cisterna membrane
Molecular function (GO): acetylgalactosaminyltransferase activity
Source: RefSeq, a predicted model, not a curated record